AUGACAGAGGACUUUUACAGCGAGAUUAAGACCUCUACAGGCGCCUUCAAAUGGUACUGCGCCGGCGAGUGGCUCGAGUCUACGAGCGCCAAGACCGUCGCUGUGCUCAACCCGUCCACGCGCCAGAAGGAGUUUGAGGUGCAGGAGGUUGACAGCGCAUUUGCAGCUGCAAAGGAGGCACAGAAGGCAUGGGCAAAGACGCCCCUGUGCGAGCGAGCUGAGGUGCUGCAUCGUGUCGCCGCCGUCAUGCGGGAGCAUGCGCAGCCAAUUGCGGACUGCCUGGUGAAAGAGAUCGCCAAGCCCCGCAAGGACAGCCUGAGUGAAGUCAUCAGGUCGGCUGAUCUUAUUGAUUACACAGCAGAGGAGGGCCUGCGCUCCCUCGGCCAGGGAGAGCUGCUGAACAGCGACUCGUUCCCAGGGCAGACGCGAAACAAGCUGUGCCUGGUGUCCAAGGUGCCCCUCGGCGUGGUGCUAGCGAUCCCGCCCUUCAACUACCCGGUGAACCUCGCCGUCUCCAAGCUGGCGCCCGCCCUCAUGGCCGGCAACGCGGUCGUGCUCAAGCCGCCGUCGCAGGGCGCGGCCGCGGGCGUGCACAUGGUGCAGUGCUUUGCGGCGGCGGGGCUGCCCAAGGGGCUUGUCAACAUGGUCACUGGCAAGGGCUCCGAAAUCGGGGACUACCUGACGCAGCAUGCGGGCGUCGACUGCAUCUCGUUCACUGGCGGCGACACGGGCGUCUCCAUCGCGCGCAAGGCGGGGAUGGUGCCGCUGCAGAUGGAGCUCGGCGGGAAGGACGCCUGCAUCAUCUGCAGCGACGCGGACAUCGGCCUGGCGGCCAAGGCGGUGAUCAAGGGCGGCUUCUCGUACAGCGGCCAGCGCUGCACCGCCGUCAAGCUGGUGCUGGUGCACAAGGACGUCGCGGACGACCUCGUGGCCAAGGUCGCCGCCGGCGUGGCGAAGCUGCGCGUCGGCGCCCCCGAGGACGACGCCGACAUCACGCCCGUCGUCAGCGAGAGCAGCGCCAAUUUCAUAGAGGGCCUGGUGGAGGACGCGCGGCACAAGGGGGCCAAGUUCCUCACGCCCUACAAGAGGGAGGGCAACCUGAUCUGGCCCACCCUGCUGGACGACGUGACGCCUGAGAUGCGCAUCGCCUGGGAGGAGCCCUUUGGCCCCGUGCUGCCCAUCGUGCGCGUCGACACGGUCCAGCAGGCCAUCGACCACUGCAACGCCAGCAAGUUCGGCCUGCAGGGCUGUGUGUUCACGCAGGACAUCAACCAGGCCAUUGCCAUCAGCGACGCCAUGGAGACGGGCACAGUGCAGAUCAACGCGGCGCCAGCGCGCGGCCCAGACCACUUCCCUUUCCAGGGCUUCCGCGAGAGCGGCAUCGGCAGCCAGGGCAUCCGCAACAGCCUGGCCAUGAUGGUCAAGACCAAGUCCACGGUCAUCAACCUCAACCAGCCCUCUUACGCCAUGGGUUGA
Molecule: messenger RNA, 1476 nt
Organism: Monoraphidium neglectum
Lineage: Eukaryota; Viridiplantae; Chlorophyta; Chlorophyceae; Sphaeropleales; Selenastraceae
Product: glyceraldehyde 3-phosphate dehydrogenase, nonphosphorylating
Exons: 10
Coding region: 1-1476 (491 amino acids)
Molecular function (GO): lactaldehyde dehydrogenase (NAD+) activity
Source: RefSeq, a predicted model, not a curated record